CAGUAGUGUUCAUUUUGUCCAGCUUUGAUAGAUUCAAUUUGUUAGAUCUUUGUUAAACUAGUAGCAACUCAUUGAAUUUCUUAAUAGCAAAGUGAUUGAUCAUGAUUCUCCCAAAAAUCAAUAUAAUUUCCAAAUCUCUCAUAAUUAAUUUAUUAUUAAAUUAUCCAGCUGUAUUUUAAACUGUAUUAACUUGAAACUAAACUAAACCAAUCUUUAUUUCCUUGCAUUACAUUUUGGUGAUUUCUUAGCCUAACAUUACACUGCACCAACACAUGGCUGACUAUCUUCGUGCUCUUGUAGCAGCAUUGAUCGGCAUUUCCUUCCUGUUUCUUCUUCUUCUUCUUCGACAACGAAAGAAAUCCAGAUCAUACGAGAAACGGCUACCACCAGGCGAAAUGGGUUUCCCAUGGAUCGGAGAAACACUGGAUUUCUACAGAGCCCUACAAAAGAACACCCUUUUCGAGGAUUUCAUCGCCCCAAGAAUUCAAACUCACGGGAAAACCUUCAAGACGAGGAUAAUGGGAAGCCCUACAAUCGUCGUCAAUGGAGCUGAGGCAAACAGGUUCUUUUUAUCAAACGAGUUUAAGCUUGUUGUCAGUUCAUGGCCUGCUUCUGCAGUUCAGCUAAUGGGGGUAAACUCAAUCAUGGAGAAAUCAGGGGAACAACACCGUCUUGUUCGAUCUAUUUUGACUACUUGUCUCGGAAACACAGGUUUGGAAGCUUUGGUUCCCAAGAUUUGUAGCGUUGUUAAGGGUCAUUUGGAUAAGAAUUGGGGUCACUGUAAUCAACAAGAUGAAAAGAUCAUUUCGUUGUAUAAAACAGCGAAAUUCUUGUCGUUUAGAGUAACGUGUGAGUGUCUGUUUGAGAUGGGAGGAGAAGACGAGGUGUUGUUUGAGUGCUUCGAGAAAGUUCUAGAAGGGGUUUUUUCUCCGGUUGUUCAUUUACCGGGAACGAGUUUUUGGAGAGCGAAGAGAGCAAGGGCGGUGAUUGAGAAGGUGUUGCUGAAAUUGGUCAGGGAAAAGAGGUUAAAAAUGAUGGAGGAACAAACACGGUCGUCAUCGUCGUUGUCGUUGUCGUUGUUGUCGAGGUUGGUGGGAGCAAUGGUACGAGGUGAGAUUACAGAGGUGGAAGUUGUUGAUAACAUUGUUUUGCUCAUCUUUGCAGCUCAUGAUACCUCCUCUUUUGCUAUUGCCAUGACUUUUAAGAUGUUGUCUCUAAAUCCACAUUGCUACUCUUUGUUGCUUCAAGAGCAUAAUAAGAUUAGGAGCAAGAAAACAAAGGAAGGUGAAAAUUUGACAAUGGAGGAUGUUACAAAGAUGAAUUAUACAUGGCAAGUAGCGCGGGAAAGCAUACGCCUUUUCCCUCCGAUUUUCGGGUCUUUUCGAAGAGCCAUUACGGAUGUCAACUUUGAUGGAUUCACCAUUCCUAAAGGAUGGAAGGUACUAUGGACAGCUUACGGGACACAUUUCAGUGAGGAGUAUUUUAAAGAUCCAAUGAGAUUCGACCCGAAAAGAUUUGAAGAUCCGAUAUCACCUUAUGUAUUUGUUGGAUUUGGAGGGGGUCCAAGGGUUUGUGCAGGUUACCAGUUAGCUAAGCUCAAUAUUCUCAUCUUCGUGCAUUUGGUUGUCACUCGUUACGAUUGGUCUUUAGUUCAACCAAAUGAGACCAUUGUUAUGGAUCCUCUACCCUUCCCUUCUCAAGGAAUGCCUUUAAAAGUUUCUCCCAAAAUUUGAUUACGUGAAUAAUUGAUUAGUUAGAGUAGAAUAAGUGAAUAACCUACUUCUUUUUCAUUUCUCCCGAAAGGGUGUGUACAAAUUCUUACUAUACACAAAUACAAGUGUACCGAAAUAUAUGUACACUUGUGUAAACUGAAUUAUUUAUCAAAUAUCUUCUCCAAUCCUUUGAAUUUUGGGAAAUCAACCACAUCUUCAGAGAAGCAAACUGAGCAGUUGGUUGAAUUGCUAACGUCGGGCAUUUAGUUAGUGAUAAUAUGUAUGUUCAAUCGCGUAA
Messenger RNA from Spinacia oleracea (spinach), 2010 nucleotides. RefSeq names its product taxadiene 5-alpha hydroxylase. The coding region runs from base 273 to 1733 and encodes 486 amino acids. NCBI's taxonomy places the organism in Eukaryota, Viridiplantae, Streptophyta, Magnoliopsida, Caryophyllales, Amaranthaceae. The transcript is spliced from 3 exons. The record is from RefSeq and is a predicted model, not a curated record. Gene Ontology annotation, molecular function: monooxygenase activity; iron ion binding; heme binding. Gene Ontology annotation, biological process: sterol metabolic process.